Ricinus communis (castor bean) is the source of this 3437-nucleotide messenger RNA. RefSeq lists its product as uncharacterized. Lineage: Eukaryota; Viridiplantae; Streptophyta; Magnoliopsida; Malpighiales; Euphorbiaceae. The record is from RefSeq and is a predicted model, not a curated record. The transcript is spliced from 11 exons. The coding region runs from base 187 to 2631 and encodes 814 amino acids.
UCAUUACUCAAAGAAAAGAAACACAUGGCUAAACUCGCUUCCGCUUUCUCUUCUCUAACUUUUGUCUCUUUGCAACUCUUUACUUCCGUUACUUUCUUUCCUUCCUCCUCCUGCUUUCUCUGAAUAAUUCCAAUUAUUAUCAUGAACUCGAAGCUUGAAUCUUGAAUAUCCCAAAAGAUACACAAAAUGCUAUCAAAACUCCCUUCUACACACUCUAAAGCAUCAAUACCAACUAUACCCAGUUCUUUAAUUUUGUUCCAGAGGAACUUUUGCAAUUUUGGGUACUCUGUAUUCAAUUCCACUGACCGCAGGUUGAGGUUUAAGCUUGUGGGUCAAUCUCUUGGAGAUGGAUGGAAGCUUAGGGAUAUUGAUACUAAGGCGGUUCAAGAAAGAUUCAGUUUUUGGCUGUCUAAGACUCAAGAUCUUUUAAAUGAUGUGACCAUGCCACUGGUAAAAUCUGGCAACACUGGGAAGCCAGAUCCUGAUAAUGCAUUUGAUGCUCCAGAAUUGGAGGAAAUAUUUAUGGGAGAGCAGACAAUUCAUAGUAGGACACCAAAUGGAGUUCUCUCAUUAGCUGCUGUAGUAUCUAUUGAGCAGUUUAGCAGGAUGAAUGGAUUGACUGGCUAUAAGAUGCAGAAGAUAUUUAAAGCACUUGUUGCUGAACCUGUUUAUAGUGAUGCCCGUAAUUUGGUGGAGUAUUGCUGCUUUAGGUUCCUGUCAAGGGAUAGCUCUGCUAUCCAUCCCUGCCUCAAGGAACCAGCAUUCCAGCAACUAAUUUUCAUAACAAUGCUUGCAUGGGAGAAUCCUUACCGCAAAGAAGAUGGGACUGAAAAGGCUUCGCUUCAGGGAAAGCUUGUACGAGAAGAGGCUUUUGUACGCAUUGCUCCUGCUAUUUCCGGUGUGGCUGAUCGCCCCACAGCACAUAACCUUUUCAGGGCUCUUGCUGGAGAUGUAGAAGGAAUCUCGUUGGGCUUGUGGUUAACUUAUAUUAACGAACUUCUCAAAGUGCAUAAAGGACGUAGAUCAUACCAGGCUCGUGAUCGUCCUAACCUUUCAAAGGAGCAAAUUUUAUGCAUUGCUUCCAGCAGGAAGCGUCCUGUCCUAAAAUGGGAGAAGAACAUGGCAUGGCCAGGAAAAGUCUUUUUAACUGAUAGAGCACUUUAUUUUGAGGCAGUUGGCUUGCUUGGGCAGAAGGAAGCUCGAAGGUUCGAUCUUACUAGAAAUGGAUUACAGGUGGAGAAGACAAAAGUUGGACCCUUGGGCUCCGUAAUUUUUGAUUCUGCAGUAUCCAUUUCAUCUGGUCCUGAGUCAGAGACAUGGGUGCUAGAAUUUGUUGACUUGGGUUCUGACUCAAGAAGAGAUGUCUGGCAUGCAUUCAUUAAUGAAGUUAUUUCCUUGCACAAGUUUAUGAGUGAGUUUGGACCUGAAGAAGGUGAUCAGUCAAAAUCUCAAGUCUAUGGUGCCCAGAAAGGAAAGGAAAGGGCUAUUACUAGUGCCAUGAAUAGUAUUGCUAGACUUCAGGCCCUUCAAUUUAUGCGGAAGUUGCUAGAUGAUCCUACCAAACUUGUCCAAUUCUCAUAUUUGCAAAAGGCACCAUAUGGUGACAUUGUUUACCAAACUCUUGCUGUAAAUUACUGGAGUGGACCAUUAAUUAAAAGAUUUACCGAGGCAGAGUAUCAACCAGCACAAGGAGCCAGACCUUCUGAUGGGUUAGAAAUUAGUAAUCAUGUGUUUGACAUAGACGGGAGUGUGUAUUUGCAGAAGUGGAUGAAGUCUCCAUCUUGGGCAUCCAAUGCUUCCACUAACUUCUGGAAGAACUCCUCAGUAAAGAAAGGGGUUGUAUUAAGUAAAAAUCUUGUUGUGGCUGACGUGACUCUUGUAGAGAGGGCAACAAUGACAUGCAAAGAAAAAUGUCAGGUGGUUGAGAAGACUCAAGCAACAAUUGAUGCCGCAAUGUUAAAAGGGAUACCAAGUAAUAUUGAUCUUUUCAAGGAAUUGAUGCUUCCACUGACUAUUAUUACUAGGAAUUUCGAGAAACUGAGACGCUGGGAGGAGCCACAUCUGACUGUCUCAUUUCUUGCAUUUGCAUAUUCAAUUAUUUUCAGGAAUUUGUUGCCUUAUGUAUUCCCGAUGGUGUUGAUGGUUUUGGCAGCUGGAAUGCUAACACUAAAGGGGCUUAAAGAGCAAGGUCGCUUGGGUAGAUCUUUCGGAAAAGUGACCAUCCGUGAUCAACCACCUUCAAACACCAUUCAAAAGAUUAUAGCAGUAAAAGAUGCCAUGCGUGAUGUGGAAGACUAUCUCCAGAAUCUCAACGUUGCCCUUUUAAAAAUACGUACAAUUGUUUUCUCUGGCCAUCCUCAGAUUACAACUGAGGUUGCCUUGAUGUUGUUCGCUUCUGCUACCAUUCUUCUCAUUAUCCCUUUCAAGUAUGUUGCUGCUUUUCUACUCUUUGAUUUCUUCACUCGGGAGCUCGAGUUCCGGAGGGAAAUGGUUAAGAAGUUCAUGACCUUAUUGAAGGAGCGUUGGGACACUCUGCCUGCAGCCCCUGUAGUUGUUUUACCUUUUGAAAAUGAUGAGUUAAAAUCAAAAGAAAAAGUUGACAAGAAAGAAUCAGAGAAAAAGUUAGGGUAGAGGCAAGCCUUUGCAACUCACACGAGCCUUUGCAACUCACACGAACCCUUAUAAAGGAAAAGCAACCUCUACUUUUCUUGGUCAUUAUUUUUUGUAUAUGAGCAGAAACGCUUGAAGGGUAACGAUUAUUCUUGUUAGCUCCCAGCAUCUUUUUGUGGGAGUGAGGGGGCAGGUAAGGGACGAGAAGAUUCCUAAAAUGAUGUAAAUAUACUAUAAUUGUUUUCAGAAUUUCAUUUGAAGACAGUAUAUUUAUUCUGAACACAAGAUGGCAUGGUAUCUAUCAAUUAUUCCCAAAUGCUCUGAAUUUCAACUGAUCAUUACCAAUCACAAGUUUUGUGAUCAAGAACCAAGGUAAACCUAUAACAAUAUAUUUUCUUUCUGCUGAUUUCAUCUUGGUUAAUCUUGUGUUGAAGUUUUGCAGUUUGGUGCUCUACAUUUAAUUUUCCUUCUUGCCAUUAGUAAGUUUCUGCUACCAAGUCCACCUAACUCGAUAGCUUCAAGUAAAGCAUAUGCUGACAUGGAAGGAUAUAGAUAAUGUUCCUGGAGGUUGUUCAGAAGUUAUUCCAUAAAAAUUCCAUUACAUUUGACUGAAAGGUUUUCCAUUCAAGAGUGUUGAAGAAUGCAACUGUAAAUGAUGAUAUGAUGUGGAGGGCGAAUAUGGCUUCUGAUCUUUUCUUCUUCUUUUUUCUGUUAUAAUUUGAUUGAAUGUGAGCUUUUCUCUCUGAAAAUGUUUGUCCUCAGGUUGACUCAAAUUUUGUGUUUAUUUUUCUUAUUCUUUCUCAACAUAAUCAGUUAUAUUAUGGUCA